AUGGAUCUUGCAGCGAAGGACUCGUACAUCCAGAAAUUGGCGAGUAAAGUGAUACACCGUCAGGAGAAUGAACCAAAGAAGAGGCCAUACGCACCGUUUAAGGGUCAGAAGGAUUCCGGUCCACCACAGAAGAAGAAAAAGUGCAAAAAGAAGUCAUUCAAAGAUGGGAAGAAGCCCACCGUGACGCCGGUAAAAAAUUCGAAUCCAGUAUCGGCACACAAGGAACACUUGAAAGUGAGGACCAAACAAACAUCAGAAGAAGGUACAAAAAAUGUGAAAGCCAGAUUCUCCACCGUUGAUGUCCUACGGAGGAGGCUGCACGAGAAGAUCGAAGAGACCAGAGCUCAGGGCGUUCCCAAGGAGGCGCUAAUGGAGGAGGUCCAGGCCAAGCGAGCCAAGCGGAAGUUGGAGCGCGAGCGUAAGAAGCGAAAGAAGAAAGAGUUCCAGUUGAAAAGAUUAGCCGAAGCCCAAGCGCAAAGCCAGCAAGUCGAGGUAAAGCGCGAAGAGGCGGACGCGCAACACGUUCCGACGGGCGUGGCCAAACGACAGGAAAAUGCCGUGAUCUUCAAUGGUGUAGAAACGGUGGAGGACAAGUACGCUGACAAGGUUACGAAGAGAAAAGCCAAAAAGCAGCGCGUCAAGGGGCAAAUCACGCCGCUGACAGGACGCAACUACAAGCAACUGCUGAGCCGUCUGGAGGCGCGCAAGGACAAACUGGACAAGCUGCGGGAGAAGGACGAGGCCAAAGCCCAAGAGGUGGAGGACAGGAUGAAGUGGACCAAUGCGCUGUACAAGGCCGAGGGGGUCAGGAUCAAGGACGACGAGGCUAUGCUGCGCUCCGCCUUGGCCAGCAAGGAGAAGAAACGCAGCCAGCGCAAGAAACAAUGGGACGAGCGCAGCCAAGUGGUGGUGGAGAAGAUGCAGAAAAGGCAGGACAAGCGACGCAGGAACAUCCAGAAUAGGAAGAACGCUAAGAUGGAGAAGAAGAAGAAAAAGGCCAGGAAGAAGGGCAGAGUUCUGCUGGAGGACUUGGAAAAAGUCAACAAGUAG
This is a messenger RNA of Nerophis lumbriciformis (worm pipefish), 1050 nucleotides long. NCBI's taxonomy places the organism in Eukaryota, Metazoa, Chordata, Actinopteri, Syngnathiformes, Syngnathidae. The record is from RefSeq and is a predicted model, not a curated record.